Cladocopium goreaui is the source of this 2925-nucleotide messenger RNA. The record is from the annotation of a GenBank genome assembly. NCBI's taxonomy places the organism in Eukaryota, Dinophyceae, Suessiales, Symbiodiniaceae.
AUGUGGCAAAGUUGUUUUUUAGUGGCCGACUUAGGUCGCGUGGUCCGUGCAGAGGCAUGGAUUCUACGCAAGUUGGUGUACCUGUUCAACCGAGCAGCCAAGAGGGGCCACAGGCCCCGGGAGGCAGGGAUUCGGGAAUUGAUGCAGGUUGCUGGCAUCGACGUUCCUGAUUUGAGUCCACGAGGUCCCCGACCAAAAUGUGAACUUGGUGAAGAACCAGAGCCCAAUGACCCAGCUGAUGAUGGCGAUGAAGAUGGGGAUGAAGAUGAGGAAUGGGAGGAGGAAGAGGCAGAGGAUGACCCGACCGUAGAACCCCAUGAAGAGCCUAUGGAUGAUGAUAAGGACAGUAGUGAUGAUGAUACCAACGACGAUGAGUGGCAGAGUCGACUUCCACCCGGUGUCCAUGACAUUGUCAAGUGCCGGGUGAAUGGUGGGGAAUGUCGGAAAUGUGGAAAAGUGGGGUCCUGGGAUUUCAUCAAGUCCGCCCCGUGUCAACCAUGUGUCCCAGCCAAUGUGGCCAUUCCCAACAGUGAACCAGGUCCACCACCAGUUUCCGGACAUGGGGAAAAUUUGGGAAAGAUGUUGGAUGAAGCUUUAAAAAAUGGGGAUGAGGAAGCUGCUUUUGAGAUAGUAGCAAAGAUGGAAACUCAACAAGCUGAAGAAUCGUUACAAGACCAACAGCUGAUCUUAGAACUCAUGGAACAAGAGCUGGAACUGAUGGAUGCCAUGGAACAGCUAGAGACGUUAGAAUCUCUCCAAAGACUUGAGGAUGAAGAGGCAGAGCUUGAACAAGCCAUACUUCUUUCAAAGCAACCUUUGGAAAAAGUAGACCCAAAAAUUGCCUUGCGACCACCUGCAACGCCCUGCAAUUCCUCUACGACACCACCGGUGGUGCACAAGCCUGUGGUUGCCCAGCCUCCCUCUGUGUGUCCAGACAAUCUCGACACCCUGCCGAUGCCCACCUUGGAGAUUGAACUUCCAGUUGAGCCAGAGUCGCAGACUAGGAAGAAGAAGGAAGAUGUGGAAGAGGAUCAGGAUGAGCAGAAGGAAGACAAGGUUUGCAAGGAUGAAAAGCCAGGCAAGGUGAGCAAGACCAAGGGCAAAAAGGUUGAAACUACCAAGGGUCGCAAGGGAAAGAAAGAGGAGGGACAGGCAUCAGAUGGGAAGGAGAAACCGAAGCUAGAUGAUGAGGAGACCGUUGGGAAAAAGUUGAAGCCAAAGGUUCCCCCUUGUGAGAGCCAGGACCGCAAGGUUAACACUACUUUGGCCCCGAAGAGCAAAGCACGCAAGCGGAAACCCACCCAGGACGACACAGGGCUGGACAAACGAGACAGCAGUUCCAAGGGUUCCACCACAACCAAGGAUCAAAGCGACGAGAAGCCCAGCAGUUCCAAGGACAAGCCUUCCAGACGCAGGAAGGCCAGGGCCCCCAAAGGAUCCACAUCUAGCAAAAGCAAAAACUCAGAGGUAGAAAAGACUAAGUCCAAACGUGCAAAGGGAGAUGAGAAGAACAGCGAUGCCAAAGCAGCAGCAAAGGCAAAGUUGUCUAGGAAAUCAGCAGCGUAUCACAGAGCAAAAGUCGCAGCGUUGAAAGAGGGUAAAGAUGAGAAAACCGCAAAAGACCUUGGACGCGAGGUCACCAAUGCCUCCACGGUCUUCCCAAGCUGGCACUUGGGCAGUGCAGGCGCAGCUGCUCCGACGUCAUCCUGGGCAUGUUUGCAGCCAGCAGCCAGCAGUGAAGCCAUCAGCCGGUGGGAUCAGAUGACCUCCUAUCGUUUGAAAGCGGUUACCGAGCAGCAAGUGUGGACCGCUCGUCCUAUGGCUGGUGAUGGGGAUGCCUCCUGGAGGACGUAUCCCGUGCAGUACGGGAGGAACCUGCUCCAUGCCUUUGAGAAUCACAUUGGAUCUUGUCCUGUGCUUGGAGAUCCGGCAUUGACCAAUGAGCUCAUGUCGCUUCAGCAGGGGGAUUGCGAAACCGCUCGCAGGGAGCGGGUGGAAGCUUUGCGGAGGAAGUUGAGCAAUGUGGCUAGGCCUGAAGGUGAGGAACUCCAACGCCUUUUCCGUGCCCACGGAAGCUUUGAGACUUUGGAAGUGCAAGUGCGAAAGAAAUUCACAAAGGCCAUAGAGAAAGCAAAGUCAGGUGGUUGGUUUACGAAGCAAUACUUGGAGUCAAAAGAGCAUUGGUCAAUGGUGGCCAAAGCUGUCCAAUGGGCAAAGGCUUCAAACAAGCACCGGGUCUCCCCGGUGCACGGAGAAGAAGAAAUCUAUUUGAUCUUGAGUGAAACAUUCCAAGCAAAGGAGGUAGAACAGGAAGAGAUGAAUCGUGAAGGCAAUAUGGAAGUUCAGGACGAAGAAGGAUCCCUUUUCCAGACGGAAAUCCCGGAUUUGGCUGCCGGCGACGACGCGGUUCUGGCCUCCACUUUGCCCAGCUCUGGCAGCUCUGGCCCUGGCCAGGGCAAUGCACCUGCCGUGGCCGUGGGGAGCACCAGUGCAGUGAUGUCAUUCAAGUUGGCAACCCAAAUGGAGGCAGUCGUGCAGAAAAUGCAGGCCAAGUAUGAGGAUUUGACAGCGGAGCUUUCAGAGGCCACUGUGAAGCCUGAUGAAAUUGAGCUCUUUGUGGAAUGCACCAAGAUUGACGUCAACAUGAAUUCUUUGGUGAUGCGUGGAAAGGGGAUGAAAUCAUCCAGCUCGGCCUCGAAUGCUCCGAGCCGUGGCGGUGGUGCCCCGAAACCCAAAACAAAGGCCAAAGCAGCCCCCAAGCCCAAGCGUAAGAGCAGGCACACCUUCACAACACGCCUUCUCUACACAGUGCUUCCGUCGGAAAACUAUGCCCCCCGCAGCCGGACCCACGAUGGUCUUCUGCAGUUGCUGGUAGAUGACCUUGUCAGCUUGCAGCGGGACGGGAUUGAGGCCAAGUGGUCCUGA